UGAACGUUCACGCCCAUGCGUGGCAGCCAUGUUGGUUGGGGAAAAUACCGCUGUUGGCCGUAUUAGCUGAGGUGGGGGGGGGCAGCUGCAGAAAGAACUCCUCCGGCCCCGGUCACAGGCAAAGCAAGGAGGGCUGCAGAUGGGAACAGAGCAUUGCACGGACUCAGCGGAAACCCUCCGGCCACAGGUCUCUGUUCUUCGUUCUCUGUUCUUCUCCUGCACAUUCAGAUGGUUGAGAGCAUAACAUGUUCUCCAUCCUGUGGUCUGACCACAAUGAGAUUUUGAUUUACCGAACAUUUGAAGAUUUUAAGAAGCUGAAUAGACAACUAAAAAAGAAGUUCCCCCUUGAAGCUGGAUUAUUCCGGAAGUCUGAUAAUCUUCUCCCAAAACUAAAAGAUGUCCCAAUCUUCAGAAAAAACAGGACUACAAAUCGUUUCAUCGAGAGACUCCGGCUCCUGGAGAAAUAUUCCCAGGAACUGCUGAGAACGGACGGGAAAAUCUCACAGUGCGACUUGGUCCUGAAGUUUUUCACUCCUAGCAAUAACGAUCUGAAUCCGAAAUUCCCCGAAAACAGCUUAGUGAUGAUGACCUCCGACAGCAAGGAUCAGAAAGAACAGAAGAAGCCUCUGCCUGAAGCCCCAGCCAUACACCCCAUUGUAUCCCAGCAGUACAUAUGCAUGGAAGACUACGAGACCAAAGACACCAAAAAUCGACCUUUAAAAGUGAAGCGCCAUGAGCUUGUGGGGGUCUUAAUCAAGGAGAACACAGGCUGGUGGCUGGUGGAGAACGAGGAGAAACAUUUGGCUUGGUUUCCAGCUCCAUACCUCAAAGACGUUGAUAACAGUGAGGACACAGACUCAGGAACUUCAGAAGAUGAAGGGGUCCUUUAUUAUGCAGCUAAAGCUUAUGAAGCUAUGAACUCUGAUGAGGUUUCCAUUACUGUCGGUGUCCUUGUGGAGGUCAUAGAGAAGUCCAACAAUGGCUGGUGGCUGAUCAGGUAUAAUGGAAAAGCUGGGUACGUCCCAUCCAUGUAUCUCAAGCCAUAUCGCACUUACCAGCAGCUACAAAUGAUCAGCCAAGGGAAAUUCACAUCCACCCCAAACUUGUUCAAGGCAGCCAGCAAUUUGUCCUUGAACAGGGUCACUGUGGGCAGAAGGCCACAACAGUCACCGGACAUGGGCUCCAAUGGCGACCAGGCAUCAAGAACCCCACUAAUGUUAGACAGGAGAAAAUCUCGAUCUCUCUAUGGGCUUCCAUCAAACAUACAGAGAGCUCUCCCAUCACUUGCCAGUGGAUUAGGGAAUGGGCAAAAGGGUCUCGGAGGGGGAAGCAAUCAAACUCUCAGCACAGACUGGAAGGACAAACCAAAGCAGAACACCACAGAGCUGGAUUUCGGUGGCCAGGAACAACCUAAUUCUCCUACCACCAUGCCAGAGCCACCCGCUAUCAGUUAUAAACCACAUACCCCAUUAAUGCCCCAACGCCCCAAGCAUCAUGAGAUACUACACAGAUGCACUACUGUGACAAAAAAUGCCCUACAGAAAACCAGUGAACUCAUAGAUAACUCUGUUCCAGCCCCACAGAUCAGCUGAGACCCACCUCCCCUAAUCUAACAGACAACAUAUGGCCAAAAGUAUGGGAAUACCUGCCUGUCCAACAUCUCAUUCCCAUUCAUAGGAAGUUGCUCCUCUCUUUGCUGCAAUGAUUGCCUCUAUUUGUGUGGGAAGGCUUUCUACUGGAUGGUGGGACAUUGUUGGUGGGAUUUGGGUUGAGGCCAGGGCUCAGUUCCACUCUCAUCUCAGCAAACCCAACCUGUACGGACCUUGCUUAAGGUCCCCAUACACCUUAAGAUCUGCUCUCUUGGCGAUGUCGCCAAGCGAGCAGAUCUUCUCCCGAUAUCCCCCACCUAUGGGUGGGCGAUAUCAGGAGAAUCCAGGGUAAUUCGAUCGUUUGGCCCUGGGACGGGUAUAGGCAAAGUGGGUCCGGGGACCGCAUCAAUGAGCCGAUGCGGUCCCUGAUCCGACUAGAUUUUCUAACCUGCUUGAUCGAGAUCUGGCCGAUUUCAGGCCAGAUGCCGGUCGGGCAGGCCCGUCGGUAGUGCCCCUACAUGGGCCGAUUAGCUGCUGAAUCGGUCUAACGGACUGAUAUCGGCAGCUAGAAUCGGCCUGUGUAUGGGGACCUUUAGUCCAUGGGGCUUUGUUGUGCUGAAACAGGAAACCUUCCCCAACUCUAGCCCCAAAGUAGGAAGCAUGGAAUUAUCAAGAAUGUCACGGUACCUGUGUCUUUAAUAAUGGGCGUGGCUUAGAGAGCUGAUUUCAGUAAUAUGCCAGUAAUGAUAAGGGAUGUCCCCAUACUUUUGGCCACACAGUGAACUUUAUAUUUAUAUGUUAUUUAUUUUGACCCAUACAGUGUGAUUAUUUAUAGAACCUGUUACCGGGGCUGAAGAAACAGUGAUGCACCUGAGUGAUUCAGAAUUAGGCUUAUUUUUGUAUUUUUAAGGGGAUGUAAACCCUGCUGCACUGCUCCAUCAACUUUUACUCAGUUGUUGCUGAACUACAAAUCCCAGAAUAAUGUAACAUAUAAUGAAGGGUGAGGCAUGCUGGGAGCUGUAGUCCAGCAACAUCAGGGUUGUAUUCUUAAAGCAAUAUUGCACAAUAAAACUUUUCCCCAAAUCCCCACAGCCAGCGGCUGCUUUAAAGUGCAAAGAAUCCUCCAAUGAGAAUCCCAGCUGAUCUGUGUAAAUCCGGCUCCCUGUUCUCUGUUCCUGCAAUUGGAGUUGGGAGCAUUAAGCCCAGUUUCCCAGCACUGAACAAGUCUGUCCCUUUAUCCCCAUGUCUGAUUCCUGUGCCAUAUAAUGAGGGGAAAUAAUGAUAUAAUUAUCUCUAUAUGUAAGGUACCAGCAAGAUGCCUGACACAGUGCUGGGAAUCAGCAUUCUCAUUGGUCAGUUCACCUUGGCUUGUGUGGCCAAAUCAUUAUGAAAAAAACGUGGUAGAACAUUUGCCAUGCUGUCCAAAGAAACUGACAGAGGUCGUUACACUGUCGCUUUAAGUAAAUUUUGUAUAUUUACCUUAUUGUGAUGUUUGCAAAAUAUAUAUAUAUAUAUAUACACACACACACUGUAUGUUUUGAUUUAUUUAAGCAAAUGUUUUUAAUAAACGUUAUAAUGGUA
Molecule: messenger RNA, 3170 nt
Organism: Xenopus tropicalis (tropical clawed frog)
Lineage: Eukaryota; Metazoa; Chordata; Amphibia; Anura; Pipidae
Gene: noxo1
Product: NADPH oxidase organizer 1
Exons: 9
Coding region: 246-1592 (448 amino acids)
Molecular function (GO): phosphatidylinositol binding
Source: RefSeq, a predicted model, not a curated record